UGGCAACAACGUCGCAACGAAUCAGGUUCAGAAUAAUUUUCUUUCCUUUUUUUUUAGAUUCCCCAUGCAAAAUUGGAAAGCCCUAGAGAGAGCACCAACCAAUCUUCGGAUUUAAGUAACGGAAGAACCUGAAGGAUUUGAAAAUUGAAUUGAUUCAAAUGAUGGUGGAAGAAGCGAAAUUGGAUUCGAAAUUGAAACCGAUGGUAAAUGAGAGCUUGAGAUUCGGAGAAAGAGCUUUAUCAGCCGGCGGCGCCGCUUUUAUAUCGGCGGUCAUAGUCAAUCCUCUCGAUGUCGUCAAGACGAGAUUACAAGCUCAGGCUGCAGGUGUUCCGUACCAAGGCUCAUGUCGUCUUGGUUGUUUCGAACCCAAUUCCACGGUGGCACAUGAUGUAAUAAGAGGUAGUAGUAGUAGUUCUCCAGGGGUGUGUCGUAUUACUGGCUCUCCAACUGUAUGCUCAGAUCAUCAGUACAAAGGAACACUUGAUGUGUUCAUCAAAAUCAUCCGACAGGAAGGGUUUUCUAGGCUUUGGAGAGGCACUUACGCUAGUUUAGCCUUGGCUGUUCCAACCGUUGGGAUCUACAUGCCUUGUUAUGAUUAUUUCCGGAAUAUAAUGGAGGAUUUCACGGCAGAGAAGUCUCCAGCUUUCACACCUUAUGUCCCACUUGUUGCCGGGACUAUAGCUCGCUCCUUGGCUUGUAUCUCUAUUUACCCUGUUGAGUUGGCAAGGACGCGGAUGCAGGCAUUUAAGGGAACACAAAGGGGUGCGAAACUUCCUGGCGUUUGGAAGACGUUAGUUGACGCCGUCAAUCCAGUCAAGGGCUCUUCAAGUAAUGGACAAAAUUACAGGAUGUUGUGGACUGGUCUUGGUGCUCAACUUGCUAGGGACGUUCCCUUCUCUGCAAUCUGCUGGUCGAUACUUGAGCCCACACGGAGAAGCAUUCUCUCUUUCAUGGGUGAAGAACCAAGGGCGGGGAGUAUAAUAGGUGCAAACUUCACUGCUGGUUUUGUUGCUGGUGCGGUUGCUGGUGCUGCUACUUGCCCACUUGAUGUUGCAAAGACUCGGCGUCAAAUAGAGAAGAAUAUAGAUAGAGCUAUGAAAAUGACCACAAGACAAACCUUGGCUGAGAUUUGGAGGGAUGGAGGAAUGAGAGGGAUGUUUAGUGGAGCAGGGGCUAGAGUUGGACGGGCAGGACCAUCUGUAGCCAUUGUGGUUUCCUUUUACGAAGUGGUCAAGUAUGGACUCCAUCACUUCCACCAACAGUAACACUAUUUUGUUACUUAGAAAGAUUACGUUUGGAUGGCACAAGUCUUUGCCAUCUACAUUCAAUAAGAAGUGUUCUUACUACACGGCAAAAAAAAAAAAAUCCUUGAAAUUUUUGUCUUUUUUCUAAAGUUGAAUAUUAUUUAAUUGUUUUACGACACGAGAUUCUUGUCGGGAGGAAUACAAUAACUCAAUGGUCAAGGAGGGAGGGGUAUGCAACAUGUGAAAUGUCAUAAAUAAUUGGGGAGCGAUAUUCUAUACGAUUCUGGACUAUUAUUAUUUGACAUAAAACUUUAUUGCCAAUGGCAGUUAGAAGUAUGCUAAUCUUUUGGUUUUGUUAA
Molecule: messenger RNA, 1603 nt
Organism: Raphanus sativus (radish)
Lineage: Eukaryota; Viridiplantae; Streptophyta; Magnoliopsida; Brassicales; Brassicaceae
Product: mitochondrial carrier protein MTM1
Exons: 9
Coding region: 159-1265 (368 amino acids)
Biological process (GO): mitochondrial transmembrane transport
Source: RefSeq, a predicted model, not a curated record